Plectropomus leopardus (leopard coralgrouper) is the source of this 1816-nucleotide messenger RNA. The record is from RefSeq and is a predicted model, not a curated record. NCBI's taxonomy places the organism in Eukaryota, Metazoa, Chordata, Actinopteri, Perciformes, Serranidae.
CAAUCCGGACAUAUUUCGGGAAACACAACUUGGUUCACGUGGGGCGUCGAGCACAAUCGAUCCCUGGUGGAGCACUGUUCGGAUCAUCUCAGCUGCUGGUGAAAAGUUUUCAGAAUAAAAUGCCAAAGAAAAGCCAAACAAAGACUGUAAAGAGACGAAGCAGUGAUGACGAGCAGCCCCCUCCCAAACAGAGCAGAGACGUCCCAUCACCUCUGUGCUUCAACAGCCCAGAGAGCCUGUUUCAGAGCCUCAUCCAGCCCAUGGGUACGGAGCAGUUUUUCAGGGAGUACUGGGAAAAGAAACCCCUCCAUCUCCAGAGGUCUGAUCCCAGCACAGCCUCCUACUACCAGUCUUUGUUUCAGCUGUCUGACCUGCAGAACCUGUGCUCCCACAAUCUGGAAUACUACAGGGAUGUCAAUGUUGUCCGCUGCAUCAGUGGCAAGAAGAAAGUGCUCAACAAGCAGGGGCAAGUGAAGCAUAGUGCACUCAGUAAGAGCUUUGUCCAGAAUAAAGCCACCAUCCAGUUCCACCAGCCACAGAGGUUCAAGGAUGAGCUGUGGAAGAUCCAGGAGAAGCUGGAGUGUUUUUUUGGAGCCUUGGUGGGCUCUAAUGUCUACAUCACACCACAGGAGUCCCAGGGCCUUCCACCUCACUACGAUGAUGUUGAGGUAUUUAUUCUGCAGCUGGAGGGACAGAAACAUUGGCGUCUCUACACUCCCACUGUUCCACUGGCAGCAGAGUACAGCUUGGAGUCAGAAGAGAGGAUCGGCAGCCCAACCCAUGAUAUCAUACUGAAGGCAGGAGAUCUUCUGUACUUUCCCAGAGGAACCAUUCAUCAAGCCGACACACCAGCAGGAACAGAGCACUCCACCCACCUGACCCUCAGCACCUACCAGAGAAUGUCAUGGGGAGAUUUGCUGCUGGACACGUUUCCCAGCUUGCUGUGUGACCACAGCAAGACUGAAGUCAGCCUGAGACAGGGGAUGCCCAGGAGACUCCUACUGGGUCACAGUAAAGGCCUGGAUACCAGCAGGCAGCUGGCUGCUAGCCUCAGAUCUCUGGCUGAUGAAAUGGAAAGAGGGAUGCAGGAAGUGCGCUCCACUCACAUGAAGAGAGACUUCAUCAUGAACAGACUGCCACCGUACACCCAGCUGGAGCUGCUGACCCCAUCUGGGAAGAUUCCUGCCUUGGAGGAUAUGGUAUGUUUGAAGUUUAAAGACUAUAUGGUGAUAACAGUGGAGCCCAGCCUAGAGAGAACAGAUGAAGCCACAGAGCUGGUAAUCUUCGUCUUGCAUUCUUUAAAGAACCAGAGGGAGAGCCACAUGAUGGGUGAAAGUUGUGAUGAACAGGAGGAGGAGGACAUCUCCAGGGGUCUGCAGUUCCCUCUGUCCCACCUCCAGGCCCUGCAGCAGCUGCAGCAGGCAGAGCAGCUGGCUGUAGAGGAGCUCCAGCUGCCCUCACAGGAGGACAAACUCAGCCUGGUCCUGGCUCUGUGGAGUGAGAGCCUACUGGCUGUUCUAUAGCACACCGCUGUUUCAAAUGUCACUGAAGUGAGGAAGGCGUACAAGCAACGCGGACAAAGAUUUUCCAACUUCUGAUUGUACUUUAUCUCAUCAAUCCCUGGAUUUUAUUUGUGUUCAUGUGCAUCCAUGUGAAAGUAAGUGCAGUGAUUAUUUUCCCUUUGUCUUUUGUUGGGUGAAGUGUGCCUUUAUUUCUGUUUACAGAACCACGGGUUACCAAAUGUAGUUCCUUAUUGUGAAUAAAUGCUCUGUGCCUUGUAGUGCAUUCAACAUAAGGAAAUAAAGUGCAGUGAAGU